UGAAACUUAUUCGAAAGAGACAUUCGAUAUUGGUGCAUAUAGUUCUAGUUGGAGCUGUAUGUUUCUUGCGUAAACAUAACCAGCCUGCAAUGUCUACUCUGUCAAAAAUAGACGCCGUUGGCUGUAGAAAGUUGUUGAAUUUACUCUCCGAUGUUGAUUUAUUAGCACUUAAUGACACGGUUACUAACAAGAUGAUUGCUGUGGGAAGCACGAAAGAGGCAAUCGAGGCCAUUAUCACAUACUCACAGACUUCUGAAGAGCUCUUGAGGCGAAAAAAAGUUCACCGUGACAUAAUUUUCAAGUACCUAGCAAGCGAAGGUGUUGUAAUGCCAACGAACAGUGAAAAACAUCAACUGGUGAAGGCGACUCUUAAGUUGUGGUCUUCGGGCAAGGUUUCUCAGAAAUCACUUUGUGAAAACGACCGUAUAUCCAGUGAGGUCGCAGGAGAUGGUCUCUCUGAUGUUGUUACAUUGGGGAGGCAGUUUUCUCAGUGGUUCUUCCAACUUCUGAACAGCCAAAAUCCCACUUUUGGGCAACAACCACAGGAAUGGGGUCCCCAGCACUUCUGGGGGGACGUUCGACUUAGACUCCGGGCUAGCACAGAAGAAGAAAGCAAGGAGGAGUUCCUAGGAGCUGAGCUUGUGAGCUCACGCCUCCAAGCAUUAUCCCAGGGUGAGAAUCUCCUCUUUAGCCCCAACCUGGAGCCUAAUGGCCUAAGGACAAUAUCAUCUCCACAUGGUUUGGUGAUAGUGGCAGUAGCAGGCACCAUUCACAGGGACCAAGCCUGUCUUGGUAUUUUUGAACAGGUCUUUGGCCUUAUCCGCUCCCCACUGGACGAAAACAGUUGGAAGAUUAAAUUUACUGACUUGAAAAUAAGGGCACAAAACACUAUCAAAGGCACAGAGGAGCUGCUCUCACCUGCACUGACCUAUAGUUCAAGUGAACUACAGCUGCUCUGUAGGUAAAGACGACAGAGCUUCAUUUCAUGUGGAUGCAGCCUAAGUAAGCAUUUGUUAAAUGCUAUUGAGGCUGUGCCUCUUCUUGGGUAGCAUGCAUAUUGUGUAACAUGCGUUAUUGCACAACUCUUAGUCUAAAUGAUCAUCCAUAUUUAUUUAUGGAUUGUUUGGGAAAGUCUGCCCAAAUGCUUGUAUAAAUCCUAAUACUGAGGAUCUACCAAAUAUUGGCAAUUUGAUUAUGUGCCUUGUUUUGUCAUUUUGCAGAAUGGAGAGUAUAUUGUAUUCUAGUUCUAAUACAUUGCAAUGUAUGUUAACAGAUGUCUAAAAAAGCUGCUGGAGGACAACAUCUCUAUUAUCCCUAGCACGGCUAGGAGUAUGGGGAACAUUGCAAUGAGUCAUUGAGCUGUUUGUACAUAGUAGUUAAUAACCAACAUUUGUUUUGAUGGGAUUUCUUUGGAAGAUGUACUCCCUAAUUGAAAAUUAUAUUUCAAGCAUAUUUGACCUGAAAUUAAAAUAAUUUGUCCUUA
This is a messenger RNA of Alosa sapidissima (American shad), 1483 nucleotides long. It is a transcript of the gene c2h3orf38, whose product is annotated as chromosome 2 C3orf38 homolog. Bases 90 to 965 code for a protein of 291 amino acids. The record is from RefSeq and is a predicted model, not a curated record. NCBI's taxonomy places the organism in Eukaryota, Metazoa, Chordata, Actinopteri, Clupeiformes, Clupeidae. The transcript is spliced from 3 exons.